Messenger RNA from Mus pahari (shrew mouse), 2936 nucleotides. RefSeq lists its product as uncharacterized. The transcript has a single exon. Bases 1436 to 1864 code for a protein of 142 amino acids. The record is from RefSeq and is a predicted model, not a curated record. NCBI's taxonomy places the organism in Eukaryota, Metazoa, Chordata, Mammalia, Rodentia, Muridae.
CAAAACAUGGGCAGGGCGAGCAGGAGAGAAGGGGAGGAGGGAAGGGGAAGCUCACACCAAUGGACACACAUCAGGGGCUGGACAUGAAAAAGAGACCAGGACAAGCCAAUGGCCAGUGCGGGGCGGGGGAGGUGCGGGGCGGGGGGCUCCGCAGGCGCCAGACGCGGCCCCUGGGGGGAGGGGCGGGCAGAGGGGAGGGGGCUCUGGGGCGGCUAGCUCACCAGUGGCCGCAGCGAGCGCCGCGGCUGUGGCGUGGCCCGGAGAGAAGAAAGGGGCGGCGGGGUGGGAGGGAGGAGGGAGGGGAGCAAGACUUGCGCCCCGCUCCACUCCCCCCGACACACACACACACUCACCGACCCUAAAAUGAAAAAUUAUUGAAGUGGGGGGUGGGGGCAGAGUGCUCCCGGACGCCCCAGCCCAGUCAAGAGAGGCACGGGCGGAGGAAAACCAGGUAGAGUAGGUCCCGGACACCCUCCUCUGUGCGCACACCCACUUCCCCUCCCCGCCAGGGGACGCCGAGGGCCGGAGUGCUAGCCCGGAGCUCGUGGCAGCGCUCGGGAAACUUUGCCCAGUGAAAGCUAGGAAAGAAAAAAAAAAAAAAUCACCCGAAGUUGAGAGCUGAGCCUCCAAGUUAAGAGCUCCGCAGCGGGCUAGGGGAGGCGUGCGGGAGCGCGCUGGCGAGAGAAAUCCAGCCCAAGUUUGGAGGGUCGCGUGUCCGGAAAGCUAGUGCCAGGGCCCGGGGAAACCGACGCCGCCUGGAGAGAGGCGGUUGGGGCGAGGCUGACGGCGCAGGCCUAGGCUCCAGGGCCGGGAGCGAGCCCCCAAGACCAAGUCAGGGACCCGGGAUCUGAGUGACCCUACAAACAGUCGGGAGCUGAAUGCCACAGAAGCCCUGAAUCCCCAGCUCCCGAGGCUUACAGAAACAGAAAGAUCGGAAUACAUAGACCGUGAAGCCAGAUUCCGGGUGUGUUUCAGUCCUCAGAGGGGAGCACUCGGGGCCGGGGCUCGAGGCGCCCAAGCGUCCACCUCUGCGGCCCGAGGACAAAGCACGGGUAGCCCCAAGAGCUCGGGUCUCUGGGAACCUGCUUGCCGCGCUGCAGGAGGUCCUGGAGCCUGAAUCCGGGGAGAGACACACCCCCUCCCACUCCAGGGCAACUGCGAAAGCACUGAGCGAAGGAAAGAAAAUGUUUCUUAAGGACAGAACACAAUUGUUCUAAGCUGUUACUCGGGGAAAGAGAAAAUGGGGAAAGGAAAGAAAACUGGCUAGCAGGAGCUGCGGUGAGACCACGAUGGUAAGGCCCUCGGGACACCGCAGCGCUGCCCAGACGACAGCAGCCACCGCACACACCCGGGACCCCGGAACCCCUGGGUUCCCUCAGCAGACCUUCCCUGGAAAUUAGGGAAGACCUGUUGGAAAUAAACCCCUGUCUCUUUAAUGCACACGCGCGCGCGCGCGCUGCCGCUGUCAAAAAGCGGGCUUCGCUCUGGCGUGGGAUACUUUCAGUUUUACGUAAAAUAUACAGCAACAGCACCCCCUGCGAUUGGAAAGUUUAUUCAGAAACGUGCUGCAAAGUCCCCCAGCGUCUCCCGCCUCCCAGCCUCCCAGCCAGCCUGCACCACCCUGCAGCCGCCGCCGCCGCCGCCGCAGCAGCCGCAGCAGCAGCAGCGCAGCAGCAGCAGCAGCCGCAGCAGCAGCAGCAGCCAGGGAGACCGCGCUACCGGUCCAAAUCUAGCAGCGCCCAGCGGGGGCGGGGAAUGGACGGAGUCCCUGGGAGGCGCCGAGGGCUCUGGGUGGAGACCCGAGCUGCAGGUGGACGUCUGUGAGUCUCUGCAGAGCCAGGAGCCUUCCUCCCCUCUCCUCUAGAGCCUGCACCCAGCGACCCCGCACCCCUCCUCUGAGAGGUGUCGUUUCCGUAAAUUCACCCAACCGCCGGGGGAUUGUAUUGUUUUAAGGCAGGGCCCCGGGCUCACACACUCUCGCCCACCUCCCAGCCUCACAGCCUUGUGGCUGUUUAUUCCUGUGUCUUAGGAAAGUUUCAAACCUAUUAGAAAAUGGCUCGCCUGACUGGGCGAAGCUUCGGGCCCCUCUGAGGAAGAAACACAGAUUUUGAUGCCCAACGUUAGGAGAGCUGUGGGCUAAGCUGUUUUGGGGGAUGCAGUUUCCCUCUAGCUGAUUUUCCUUGGGUGGGGGGUGUCUUGAAUUCGGUUUGAGGAGCAGGAAGACUAUUGCAGUAACUGCACGACACCGUUUCCCCUUUUCACUGAGUUCUUCAGAGCAGGUCAGCAUCUCUUCCUCUGUUUUUUUUUUUUUCCUUGUUAAAUCAGCCUUAGAAUCACCAAAUGAAUGUCGCCACGGGAGGUGGGAGGGGAGGGGCCACAGGGGUGGACCUCUUCAGGGUGAGAGGAGAGUAGAAGAAAGUACAACCCAGAGGCCUCGGGAAGAUAAAUAAAUAAAUAAAUAAAUGCCUCUUCAGGUAACAAUACUGAGCCAGACUUCUUCAAGACGAAGCUGGGCAGAUUUGAAUCUUGCUCUCAUCCAUAAAAGUCUGUACAGAAAGGAGACAGAUACAUGGACAAAUUAUGUUGUAGAAAUACAUACUGUAUAUGUGUAAUUUAUAUAUAAUGGUAUGUAUAAAGCUUUUCAGGGUUGGCUGUAGUGUAAAAAGUAAUGACUUUAUUACCUCUGAAAGGUUCUGCGGUUCACAUUUAACAGCCUUCUGAAUUACAAUUCAUUACACAAUCGCGUGCUCUCUGAAACCAGCACCUUAUCAGGGCCGCUAUCUGUGGUUAUUUCCAAUAAAUAACUGGCAGCAUUUUAUUGAUUUUCUUUUUUAAAAAAAUCAUAGGAAAUUAAGCACUUAGUAACAAGUAGGUCCGCCGUGUUACUGCACUUGUUUCAGAUUCCAGGGGGUUCCUUUGAAAGCCACAUCUUAAAA